AUGGCAGAUUUAAUUAAACUUACCAACCAAGAAUCCUUUACUAAUGUUUUUAAAAAUAAUAAUCAUGUUAAACUAAUUUGGGUUCUUCUCGUUAACAAGGGGCCUAACAAAAAUCCUAGGCAUUUGAAAAACAUUUGUCGAUAUUGUAAAUUGUUUCAAUUUCUUGAUCUUGACUAUCUCAUAGUAAGAAUCCAUGCUUCUGGCCAGUUGGCCUAUAAUCCUGUUAAACAGGCCAUGUGCAUACUCUCUGGAAAGCUUGCAGAUAUAACUUUACCAAUAGAUACCUUUGGUUUUUGCUUGGAUAGUCAGAGUAAAGUUAUUAACCAAGAACUUGCCAAAAAAAACUUUCGUCAUACUGGAGAAACCUUGUGUACACUCUGGGGCAGAGACUUAAUUUUUGAAAGGCAUAUGCGAAUUUGUCAGUAUAGCCUCAAUAUUCGAAAAUGUGAUGAUCUGACUUGUUGCCAUCCUAAAAGACAUGAAGAAUCUGCUGCUUUUCUUGCAGAAAAUGAUGGGUUUCUUUCACCAGUUUCAAAAGGCUGGAAUGGACAUUACCUUAAUCUAGUUCAUAUCUUACAGUAUGUUGAUAUAUUAAAAUUCCCAGCUUAUAAUGCCCAUUGUCCAUUUAUUUCACCUGAAAUGCAUCAUCAUCUCUGCUGCACUUUCUGUGGAAAAUAUUUCCCUAUGCUCAAGAUGGUCACAACUCAUAAAAAAUCUGAACAUAUGAAACAAAAAAAACAUAAAUGCACUAUACUUUCAAACUCACUUGCCGAUUUUAGCUUUAGUUUGACUUCAACUAUACCAGAAACUAACAAUCGUGGCUGUGUUUCAGACGACGA
Cetraspora pellucida is the source of this 839-nucleotide messenger RNA. NCBI's taxonomy places the organism in Eukaryota, Fungi, Glomeromycota, Glomeromycetes, Diversisporales, Gigasporaceae. The record is from the annotation of a GenBank genome assembly.